AUGGCCACGCUGUUCAACCUCGAUGCCAAGGUGGAGCACAAGACCGGCGCGGAGCGUCCGCGCGUCGGCAAGUUCCGUAAACCCAACCCGCCGACCUUCGACAGCGAAGACGAGCGCGCGCGGUACCAGAAAGGUCGGCUGGCCAUGGCCGCGCGUAUCUUCGACGACCAGGGUUGGGGUAUCGGAUGCGCUGGCGGUCUGUCGGCGCGCGACGCAAUCAACCCCGACCUCAUAUGGGUCCUCCCGCGUCGCAAACCGCUGUGCGCGAUCGUCAGCGCCGACCUCGUCGGCGUUAACCUCCAAGGCAGGAUUGUCGUGCCCAGCGACACCCUGCGUGAAUACGACGAAUACGUGCCUCUACAUUUGGCGAUUUACCGUGGGCGCCGUGAUGUGAAUGGGAUCGUGUCGGGCCACACACCGCAUGGGCGGACGUUCUCGGCGCGCGGCGAGACGAUCCGCAUGCUGUGGCAGGACUCGUGUUUCUUCUCAGGCCGCGUCCCCGUCCUCCCUUUCGUUUCUGGCUUGAAUGCCGCCAAAGAUCCCGAGGGCGUGACUAGCGUCCUUGGGGAUGGCAAGGGGUUUAUUAUGCAGAACCGCGGACUACUUAUGACGGCAGCGACGAUCGAGGGCGCCAUCGCGACGUAUAUCCGCCUCGAAAACCUGUGUGGAAACCAGCUCCUCGUCGAGGCUGCUAUCAAGGGACGUGGAGGGAAGAUGAUCGAGGUCGGCGAGGAAGAGGUCAAGUUCACAGUGCAGAACGUCGGGAGCGAACACCACGCGUGGAUGAUGGGCAUGCCCUACUUUGCCCGUUGGGACAAGCGGACAGGUGGUGCGCUUGUCAUCUAG
Molecule: messenger RNA, 846 nt
Organism: Cutaneotrichosporon cavernicola
Lineage: Eukaryota; Fungi; Basidiomycota; Tremellomycetes; Trichosporonales; Trichosporonaceae
Exons: 3
Coding region: 1-846 (281 amino acids)
Cellular component (GO): cytoskeleton
Molecular function (GO): actin filament binding
Source: RefSeq, a predicted model, not a curated record